UCGUACUUUCACGCUUUGGCCUCACUCGACCAAGGGCUGUUCACCGUGUGUCGCCUUCAGUUCGGCCGCUAAAAUGAGAGGCAUAUUUCCUUCGAUUUUCUAUAUUUUCUUUCUGAAAGUCUCUGUGCAAGGUCUGUGUCCUGAGCCUUUCGAAAGUGUGCAAGACAAGUGCUACUACUUUGAGUUGGAAGUGUCCAGGACAUGGGACAACUGCAGGGCGAGGUGCCAGAGCCUCGGCGCCGACCUGGCCAUUCUCAACACGUGCGAAGAAUUCAGUCUUCUCGUGAAACACAUCCAUAUUUCACAACUGGAAAUUCCUGACAAUUUUUCUUUCUUCGUCGGCGGCACCGACAGGGGGGACGAAGGAGUCUGGUACUGGGUCGACGGUUCGCCCGUGAAGAUGGGCGUUCCUCUUUGGGGACAAACCGACUUUAUAGCAGAGCCAUCUGGGGGCACGGAGCAGAACUGCGCCACGCUCAACAAGGCCAACCGCUAUUACCUGCACGACGGCGAGUGCGACAAGAACGGGUACGCCAUCUGCCAGAUCGACCCCGUGCCCGAACUGUGAAAUGGGCGGGAUAUUUCGUCGGGAUCUGUUAUGUGUUUGCAACGUUAAUAAAUUUGAUACAGGUUUUA
Penaeus vannamei (Pacific white shrimp) is the source of this 636-nucleotide messenger RNA. RefSeq names its product C-type lectin domain family 4 member E. NCBI's taxonomy places the organism in Eukaryota, Metazoa, Arthropoda, Malacostraca, Decapoda, Penaeidae. The record is from RefSeq and is a predicted model, not a curated record.